AUGACGUUUAGGUUGAGGACCAGGGGAAAACGAGUCAAUGACUCCGAGAACUCCCUCUUCGGUUUGGUUCGAGCAGAGAGUUUACAUCCUAAUGAAAUACUAACAUUUGGUUCGUUCGUGUUUGUUGGUGACUCUCUACGCUCGUCGGACGGUUCGGGGUUGGAGUCCUAUUAUCUCACGAUGCUUGUUACCGAGAAGAAUGGGGGAGGCGUGAAACUCGGUCUGUUGGAACUGCCGCGCGAAGCUGUGGGGGGAUCUGCUAGGGUUCUGGAAACUAGCUUGGUUCGUGGGUCCAAUGCUGCUUCGGGCCAUUUAUUCCUUCUUGGGCCACUGAAACAGGACAAAUUGAAGAUGCCAAGGAAUGAACCUGAUGAAGUCAAAGCACCCAAAGUCGAAGUUCCAUUUUACUGGCUCGAAACCUCUGAUUCCGUUACUCGUCGUUACGAAUUUGAACCCCACGGCUACCUCUCCGUGAAGGUGGUUAAUGAUUCAAGACCAGCAUGCCAUAGGGUGGUUGAAUCUUUCCUGAACAAGUUUUUUCCCUCGGGAUAUCCUUAUAGUGUGAAUGAAGGUUACCUUAUAUACACACAGUUUCGGGCAUUGCAACAUUUGACCGGUGCAGCAUUAUCCGUUUUAUCAACUCAGUCGCUUUUAUUUGCCACAGGCUUGCGACCUACCCCUGCACAGGCAACUGCGGUUAGCUGGAUAUUGAAAGAUGCAAUGCAACAUGUGGGAAAGCUCAUAUGUAGUAAUAUGGGUGCAAAAAUGGAUUCAGAACCGAAACGUUGGAGAAUUUUGGCUGAUGUGCUCUUUGAUUUGGGUACCGGUUUGGAAGUUCUUUCGCCGUUAUGUCCACACCUUUUUCUUGAAGUAGCAGGGCUCGGUAAUUUUGCAAAGGGAAUGGCAGUUGUUGCUGCAAGAGCAACUCGAUUACCAAUAUAUUCUUCAUUUGCCAAAGAAGGGAAUCUUAGUGACCUAUUUGCAAAAGGAGAGGCCAUAUCAACACUUUUCAAUGUUGUUGGAAUGGGAGUUGGGAUUCAGUUGGCAUCUACCGUUUGUUCAUCAAUGCAAGGGAAGAUGAUUGCGGGGCCUCUUCUUUCCGUUGUACAUGUGUGGAGUGUCGUUGAAGAAAUGCGAGCUGUUCCAAUCAAUACAUUGAAUCCUCAGAGGACUGCCAUGAUUGUGGCUGAUUUUCUAAAGACUGGAAAGGUAUCUAGUCCUGCUGAUCUCAGAUACCGGGAAGAUCUCCUAUUUCCCGGACGCCUAAUCAAAGAUGCUGGGAAUGUGAAAGUGGGAAGAGCUUUGCACCAAGUUUUCAAGCCUUCGAAGAUUCAGGAAUGGAAAGAAAUAUUCCCUGAAGAGAAAUUUGUUUUGAGUUGGGGAAAUAAGUGGACUGACAUGUUGUUAGAACAUAAUGCUACCGGAGAAGAUGCACUAAGAGGUUGGCUCGUUGCUGUGUAUGCUGCAAGCAUGGAGACAUCCUUCCAUGAGCCAAGUGCCGGCGCUUUGCAAGAUGCUUAUGACAAUAUGAACAGAGUCUUCCCUCGAUUCCUAUGCGAGCUACAGGCUAAAGGUUGGCACACCGAUCGUUUUCUUGAUGGAAUGGGAAGCCGUUUUGCGUUUUGAUAUUUCAUUGUUCUCACAU
Messenger RNA from Hibiscus syriacus, 1645 nucleotides. Its product is annotated as protein root UVB sensitive 2, chloroplastic-like. The transcript is spliced from 11 exons. Gene Ontology annotation, biological process: response to UV-B; auxin polar transport. Gene Ontology annotation, cellular component: chloroplast envelope. The coding region runs from base 1 to 1626 and encodes 541 amino acids. The record is from RefSeq and is a predicted model, not a curated record. Lineage: Eukaryota; Viridiplantae; Streptophyta; Magnoliopsida; Malvales; Malvaceae.